CUAAAUGGCUCCAGGACAGGACCUCGUGGUUGCUCUUGUAGACAUGGACUGUUUUUUCGUACAAGUGGAACAGCGGCAAAAUCCUCAUUUAAGGAAUAAACCUUGUGCAGUUGUACAGUACAAAUCAUGGAAAGGUGGUGGAAUUAUUGCAGUGAGCUAUGAGGCGCGUGCAUUUGGCGUGACUAGAAACAUGUGGGCUGAUGAUGCUAAGAAGUUAUGUCCAGAUCUUCUGCUGGCACAAGUUCGUGAGUCCCGUGGGAAAGCUAACCUCACCAAAGGAUAUUCGAAAACAAGGCUUACUUCAAUGGCUUGGUUCUCUUGAGAAAGAUGAUCCCACCUCUCCAGACCUACGGCUGACGGUGGGUGCGGUGAUUGUGGAAGAAAUGAGAGCAGCCAUAGAGAGGAAGACUGGCUUUCAGUGCUCAGCCGGGAUUUCACACAAUAAGGUCCUGGCAAAACUUGCUUGUGGACUAAACAAGCCCAACCGCCAAACCCUGGUCUCACAUGGGUCAGUGCCACAGCUCUUCAGCCAGAUGCCAAUCCGUAAAAUCCGAAGUCUUGGAGGAAAGCUUGGGGCUUCUGUCAUUGACGUCCUUGGGGUAGAAUACAUGGGUGACCUGACCCAGUUCACUGAAGCCCAGCUCCAGAGUCAUUUUGGAGAGAAGAAUGGGUCUUGGCUGUAUGCCAUGUGCCGAGGCAUUGAACACGAGCCAGUUAAACCCAGGCAGUUACCUAAAACUAUUGGCUGUAGCAAGAACUUCCCAGGGAAAACAGCUCUGGCUACUCGGGAACAGGUACAGUGGUGGCUUCUGCAGUUAGCCCUGGAACUUGAGGAGAGACUAACCAAAGACCGGACUGACAAUGGCAGGGUGGCCACUCAGUUGGUCGUCAGUAUUCGUGUUGAAGGAGACAAGCGUCUCAGCAGCCUGCGUCGGUGCUGUGCCCUCACUCGCUAUGACGCUCACAAGAUGAGCCAGGACGCAUUUGCUACUAUCAGGAACUGUAACACAUCUGGAGUCCAGACUGAGUGGUCCCCUCCUCUCACAAUGCUCUUCCUCUGUGCUACCAAGUUCUCUGCUUCCGCCCCUCCAGCCUGCACGGAUAUCACUGUAUUCCUGAGCAGUGACUCCGGUUGUCAGCCAAAGGUGCCAGCUGCCAGCUCGGGGACCAGGACUCAGGAACCUGGCCCGGCUGCACCCACCUCUAAAGAGGCAGCCACAUCCCUAGAGUCUUUUUUUCAAAAGGCUGCCAAGAGGCAGAGAAUGAGAGAGACUUCCUUUGUACCUCCUAAGGUGGCCGUGGAGAAGUCAUCAUCCAAGCCUUCCCUUCUGUUCCAAACCAGCGGAAGCCCAGGAACUAAGUCUUUCUUCAAGCAGAAGAGUCUGCUGCUACAGCACACAGAGCUGAGCAAUGCUGCAGCUCCAUGCCCUCCACAGGCCAGCUCUGCAGUGCAACCAAGCCGUCUCCCCACAGACCGUGCAGACAGCCGUGCUUCUUGUGAAGAAGUGUGCAAGCCGGUAUCCUCUAAAGCAGUUUCUACAGAAGUGAAUGUGGCUGGGAACAGUUCUUUAGCUUACAACUCGCAGGAGAUGACCCAAAGGGCAGCUGAGGACCAAGUGCUGUGUGAGAAGUGUGACUCCCUGGUCCCAGUAUGGGACAUGCCAGAGCACCUGGACUACCAUUUUGCACUGGAGUUGCAGAAGUCUUUUUUGCAGCCUUGUACUUCAAAACCCCAGGCUGUCCCCGUGUCUCCUCAGGGCAAAAGAAAUCCCAAGAGUCCUUUGGCUUCCAGUAAUAAACGCCUUAGGCCCCACGGCAUGCAGACACUGGAAUCAUUUUUUAAGCCAUUGACACAUUAGUGCUGCCCUCGGGCUUGCAGGAGAACUUUACUGUUUUAUUUCUAAGAGAUGGAACCACGUUGGUUACUCAAGGGAACUAUGAAAUUUUAAUACAUUAUUUUUUUCUUUUUUCCAAUGGGAUUCUGAUCCUGUUGCUGAUCAAAACGUUUUUAAUCUUUAGGGAGAUACAGUGUCAUAAAAGGUAUAAGGGACCAUGGCAAACUCCCUCAGCUUCGAGCUAUCGCACUUUCCUCCCUAUAAUAUUGACUAAGGACUAAACAUCAUAUAUUUAGGGGUGUAACGCAAAAGAUUGAAACAGAAAAGGGGAAAAAUGGGGCUGGACAUAUGGCUCACUUGUUUAGGACAGCAUGUGCGGGGCCCCAUGUUCACUUCCCAGUUUAAAGUAAGGACUAUCAAGAUGGGCAAGUACUAAUGGCUGAAGCAACGGAUUCAGCAGUCUUCCUCAGCCAUGCAGGCCUUGGGAUUAAAUCUCUUAGGCCUCUCUGAUAAAUUACAUGACUGAAUUAUGUAUGAAUCAGGUAGUAGGUUUAAUGGGUAGGAAAGUAGCACACACAUCUCCCCUACAUAAAUACAAAUCAACUUACUCAGUAAUUGGGUCUCUAAGAUGAGAUUCAGUGGUUAGGAGGAACCAUCCUUGCCUUGGAUCUUAGUGUGUAGCUUCUUCCUAGAUUUAUAGUUUCUUAACGGCAAGAACUCCUGCAGUGCAUUACAUGGAAUAUGUUCUUGAUGUUGUUUGAAUGUGUGUAAUAAAAAACUAUAGAUCUACCUGCCCAUAGAGACAACAAGAAUGUACUCUGAGGGCCUGACUUGAAUAUUUUACUCCCCUAGAUGUUCUAUUAAUGUAAAGUGCUUACCAGUGUUUUUUCUGACAUUUUGGGAUGGGUAGGCUAGACUGCUGUCACAUCUAUGAUCCUCCUGUGUGCUGGGAUGGUAGGUGCAUGCCACCACCGCAUGCCACUGUCACAGUCUAGGAGUUGAAAAGUAGUGUUAUCAGGUGUUUGGUACAUGUUUGUAAUCCCAACAGUUUAAAGGGUCGAGAAAGGGAAGUCAUUCCGGAGUUAAAAUCAUCCUUGGUGAGACAGCCUGGCCUGCAUGAGGGACACGAUUAGUGGUACAGUACUUGCCUAGCAUGACUUUGAAAAAGAGAAAAGUAACAAGCCAGAUGUGACCAUGGUACUCCUAGAAUUCUGGAGAUGGAGGCAGGCAGAUCUGGAAUUAAAUUCCAGGCCACCUUGGGCAAGACAAUGAGACCUUGUCUCCAAAGAGAAGCACUGUAGCAGAAACUCAGGUGUCUUAUACACAGAUCCUUAGAGAUAGGUUGGAGAGUCAGGCAGGGGUGGCUAGUGACCAGGGCGGGCACAGGCAGCAGUGUACCUUGUUUAUGGGCAGAGCUGCCCCUAUUGCACAGCCUACGGGGCAGUGCUGUAAACAGUGCUGGGAAAGGUGACCUUGCCUUCCUCAAUGCUCAAUGCCCCUAAUAAAAGCUUUACCCACAGGCUUUUUAAUAAUUAAACCAAUGGUAUUUUUUGUUUCGCAGGGAUGGGGUUUCUCUGUGUCCUGGCUGUCCUAGAACUUGCUUUGUAGACCAGACUGGCCUUGAGUUCACAGAGUUCUGCUUCAAAUGACAGAAUUAAAAGUGCACCUUUAAUAAAGACUGUUUUUUAAAAA
Messenger RNA from Rattus norvegicus (Norway rat), 3527 nucleotides. NCBI's taxonomy places the organism in Eukaryota, Metazoa, Chordata, Mammalia, Rodentia, Muridae. The record is from RefSeq and is a predicted model, not a curated record.